Molecule: messenger RNA, 4942 nt
Organism: Rhea pennata
Lineage: Eukaryota; Metazoa; Chordata; Aves; Rheiformes; Rheidae
Gene: ZBTB42
Product: zinc finger and BTB domain containing 42
Exons: 1
Coding region: 7-1437 (476 amino acids)
Biological process (GO): regulation of transcription by RNA polymerase II
Cellular component (GO): nucleus
Molecular function (GO): DNA-binding transcription factor activity, RNA polymerase II-specific; protein binding
Source: RefSeq, a predicted model, not a curated record
GGAAGAAUGGAGUUUCCAGACCAUAGCCGCCAGUUGCUGCAGUGUCUGAGUCAGCAGCGUCACCAGGGCUUCCUGUGUGACUGUACUGUUUUAGUUGGAGAAGCUCAAUUCAGGGCUCACAGAGCCGUUCUUGCCUCUUGCAGUAUGUACUUCCAUCUUUUCUACAGGGACCAGUUAGACAAAAGGGAUAUUGUGCAUCUGAACAGUGACAUUGUCACAGCCCCUGCCUUCAGCCUGCUGCUCGAAUUCAUGUACGAGGGAAAGCUGGAAUUCAACAGCCUCCCGGUCGAAGAUGUGCUGGCUGCGGCUAGCUACCUUCACAUGUAUGACAUUGUGAAAGUCUGCAAGGGCAAGUUGAAAGAUAAAGAAUUAUGCCCGGACGAGAAGAUGAACGACGAGGUGGCCGCUUUGGAGAAAGCGGAGCAUUUCCUAGAUGCCGGAGCGCCCCUGGUGCGCGAGUUCGACCCGGGAAGCAAACAGAAAUUCGGCGCCGCAGAAUACGAUAGAGCGGCGGGCAAAGAAAAGGUCGGCAGUCACCCCGGCUGGUCCUGCGAUCAGCUAAGUGUCAGCUCUGUGCCGACAGAGGCAGAACCGUGCGCCGCAGCAGCUGGAAAAACAAAGGCUAAUGUCAAUAGUUCCGCAGGACCUUUGUCCCAAAGGUCUGUUAACCAUAGCCUGGCUCCGAGCGAUGUGGACUGCGCUCUGGAUUUGUCUUUCAAGCCCGUGCCUGGGAGAGAUUCCUUACACCCCUCCUAUGUCUUUGGACAGCUGGCUUCCGACAGCCAGCAGCAGGGUACCGAGCCACUUGUUAAAGAUGAACAAGACUUGCUGUCAGAUCAGGAGGACGGCGAAGCCAGGAGUCCGGAGAGUCAGCAUUUUGGGAAUUCAGCCAGAAGCCUGGUGACAGGGUUAGGACACAUGUUCGCGGGGAAUGGCAGCUCUCACGCGCGGGAGGAGGAUCUAGAUCAAGAGCGAGACGAGAGCGAGGACGACAUGGAUUCGUCGGACAUCUCCUCCUCAGGUGUGCUCGUGCCUCCGGGCCAUAUCUGCAUUUGUCCCCUCUGCAGCAAAGUGUUCCCGAGCCCGCACAUCCUGCAGCUGCACCUGAGCUCCCACUUCCGCGAUAAGGACGGCUCCCGGACCAGGCUGUCGCCGGACGGCUCGGUGCCCACUUGCACGCUCUGCGGAAAGACUUUUUCCUGCAUGUAUACCUUAAAGAGACACGAAAGGACCCACUCGGGCGAGAAGCCCUACACCUGCGGCCAGUGUGGGAAGAGCUUCCAGUACUCCCACAACCUCAGCCGGCACGCGGUGGUGCACACCAGGGAGAAGCCCCACGGCUGCAAGUGGUGUGAGAGACGGUUUACACAGUCCGGGGAUUUAUACAGACAUAUCCGAAAAUUUCAUUGUGGCCUUGUAAAGUCCUUGGUUGUCUGAGAUGCAUUCUUAUUAACUCGUCUCUUAUUCUCAUUUUCCCCCCGCCCCCUUUAAAACAAAACAGGAAAAAAAGGCAGCGUUUCUUUUUCCCCGCUCCCUCUCCCCCCUCUUCUUUUUUCCUUCCUUUUAUUUUGGUGAUAUUCACUUCAGAGGUAUGAUCUUUAAAAGAUGCAGAGGUAUACACUCCAGAGGCCUUUUAAUGCAAUCCUUCCACCUUUCCACCUCCCCCGCCUUUCCCCUGCCUUCUUUCCGUUCCUUUAGGUCUUUUCUUGUGCCCCCGUGUUACAUUAUUAAUGUGAAAUGAUCUAAGUAAUUCUGCAAUGAUUUAGUUUCUGUUUUCAUGCUGGAACUACUUGCUUUGUGGUCAUUUUUUUUUUGGGGUAGUUUGGAAAAAAGAUUGAUGACAAGUAAAUCCUGGAGAAAUACUUGGAUUCCAUUAAGCUCCCCUAGUGCCAUCUGCAUAUUGCAUACAAACAUUCAAAGAGAUGAGCUAUAAUUUAAAUACAUUUCAGUGUUGAGAAACUUGUCUGCAUAACGCAGAGUAACAGGCUGUACUCUUUAUUUUAUAAAACUAGAAGAGAUCUUAAGUUGGCCCAAAUUACAAAGGGGGUUGAGAAUUCCUGGAUAAGUCUUUGGUACUGGUCUUUUUCUUUUGUUCUUCUUUUUUUUAAUCUUUUUUUUUAUAUUGGAAUAGCUUGUGAUCGGUCCUAAGAUCUGAAUGAAAGGUUUUUGCCUGAAGAUGAAUUUUCCAUCUGAGCGUACUUAAAUUUUCCUCUCCCACCUAUCCUCCUCCACAGAAUAACCUAUGAAAAAGCUCUGAGCUGCUUUUGAACUUCAAAUGUGGAUAGAAAAAGGAAAAAAAAGCUGUCCGUGGUGUAUUCACUCCUUAAAUGUUGAAGGAUGUGUGCUAGUAUGUAGGAAAAAUUGUAUGAUCUGUGACUAUUUUUGUUACCGCACCAACAUGACGGGGACUAAUCCCGUUUGCAUCGGAAAAAUUGCUGUAGUGAGUCAACGUGUGACGGGGUGUGAGACGGGCGCCGGGGCGCGUGGAAACGGGAUGUGACCGCAGCGCAGGCGCCGCUGGGGGAAGCGGACGGGAUGCGCAGCCGUUCGGGAGCUGAUGCGGUUCCUUCCGAGGAAGCGCCUCAGCACUGCAGUACCUGGUUAAUCGAUGGGUUUUCUUUUCCUUUUCUUUUUUCUCUCUCUCUCUCUUUUUUUUAAUCAGGCUAUUGGGAUUUGUGAGUUCAAGGUAAUUAAUACCGAGUAGGUUAGGAGAUGCGCUGCUAUCUCAUUUGAAAAGUUUGCUGCUAUGCUAAAACCAACAGCUCACAAUUUUAUACUUUUUUUUUUAUUAUUACUUCUUUUUCCCCUGAAGUUGGAGAUCCCUCUGGGCCAAGUUCAGCGCGCUCCCCGUUAUUUCUAAGGGGAUGCGUGAGGAUAAACUGCUUGGGGAGAACUUGGCCCGGCCGGCCUUCCCUGGCCGGAUUGCUCACCAGCUUUUCAGACCUUCCCACCUCCCUCCCUUUCUCUUCCUCUCCUCUUUUUUUCCAUUUCUUUCUCUUUUUCAUUCCCUCCCCACCGUCCCUGAGGCUGCCUGCAGCUGUAGCUAGUUUCGUCUCAGCUGCCCAGAGCUGCAUCUCCGGGGCUGCGCCCGGCGCUGAGCGUCAGACUCUUCCUUUCCGGGCAGGUUCUCAGUUCAAGGUACCUACGCGCGGGACGGAGCUCCGGUCAUAAUAUCGGAGGGGUCUGGAUGUCGCUGCGCUGGGCUAGCAUUAGCGUUACUUCACCAGCUUCCCUGACACUCCUGGAAUAGUUUCUUAAAACACAUGCCUUUAUUUUUAAAUGAAUGUGAAGCACUGAAUUAAAUUCUCUUUCAGUUGUGCUUAAAAUACUGCGUUUCAUCUUAAGAAAAAGUUGUCCAAUGCCUUCCCCCUCUGGUCCAAAAACUGAGCACUACCUACAUAAAUAACAUGGGCUUUUUUCCGCCCACCUCCAAGUACUUCCUCUUAAAAAAAAAAAAAAAAAAUCAGGAUAUACUUGUUACAGCCUUCUCUUACUAUUCAUCUCUUAAACUAUGAAUGUACAUGUAAUGUGAAUUUUUACUUUUAUUUAUAGUUUUGUUUUUUUUUUUUAGUUUAAUUUCUCUACUGUAAAAUAUUUUUUGCUGAACCUGUUACAUAUGAAAGUCGUGGGAGAGUACUGUAUCUUGAACAUAAGUGGCUUUGGUACUGUGGUCUUAUUCUACUUAAUCACUUUUUUUUUUCCUCUUUCUUUUUGCUGUGAUUGGAAAUAGCACUGAACAAAAUCUACUAAAAUUAAGUUAUUUUUCUUUCUACUAAAAUUAAGUUAUUUUUUUUUCUCCUGAAGAUACUUGAUAUAGUAUUUAUUAGAUUUUUUUUUGAAGUGGAAUUAUUACUGUUAAUCUAUUUCAAAACUAGUUAAUUUACACUUCACUUUAUAGCAAUGGUUUUGUAUGUUGAACAACAUGUAAACAAUUUAAUGUAGAGUCAGGCGUUACUGAAGCUGGUAAUUUUUUAAUUUUGCAUUCUUGUGACAUUUCUUUUGCAUUUCAGUCUUCAGUUACUUUUUUUUAAGAAGGUCAUAAAAUAGGAUGUGCCAUAAGACAUCCAUAGUAUAUGGAGCAGGGAAAAGUUUAAACAAGUUUGUGUCUGAUACUAGUAUAGAAAUAAUUCAUUAAACUGAUGCUAUGAGCAUGCUCUGUACUGCAGUGAAUAUGGGGCAAAAGUAAGAAAAAUCUUCUUCGUUAUUUUCUACAUCAUAAACGCACUGUUCUCUUUUCAUAGUCUGGUAUUUGUGUUCCCACUCCUCAUAGCUUGAAUUUCUAAAGUAAAGAUGUUUGCACUUAUUUUUGUUCUUAAGGUGACUUUUUUUUGGCUAUCUCUCUGUGUGUAUGUCUCUAUUUUUAAGUUGCAAUAGCUCUGAGCAUGUUUUCAAAAUGGUUCAUGACUCUACAGAGAAGUACUAAAAACAUUGCACACUUAAGCUUGUCUUUUCAUAAACUAUUUCACUGUGGGGCAGUUACUGUCUCUGUAGGGGAUAGUCCUGCUCUGCAUUUUAAACACUGGAUUUGUCUUCGACUACAAACAAAUACUGUGAAGUUAAUGUAAAAAAAAAUCAUUGAUAUUUUUAAUUGUUUUUAAUCUUGGUGCAGUUCAGAUUAAAUAUGUAUAUUUAAAGACACUAAUUUUUGUGGGAGAGUUUUAUAGUAUACAGUAUGUAGAAAAGCUAUUGGAAUGGAAUAUAUUUUAUAAAAAUGUUCUAUCACUGUUUUAUAGUGAACUAUUUUUUUCUUCAGUGUUAGUGUAAUACUGUUAGUCUAGAUACGACAAUCGCAGAGAGAGUGAUUUUAAGCUGUUGUUAGCGCUUAGUUUUGCGUGGAGUUCUGUUUGCAAUUGUAUCGGUAUGUGCUGUAAAACGUGACAAUCGUGCCUAGGAUUGUUGUCUUUAUAAAUUUACACAAAAUAAAACGUGCUAGAGUUGUAAA